Phyllostomus hastatus (greater spear-nosed bat) is the source of this 5247-nucleotide messenger RNA. It is a transcript of the gene GRAP2, whose product is annotated as GRB2 related adaptor protein 2. Lineage: Eukaryota; Metazoa; Chordata; Mammalia; Chiroptera; Phyllostomidae. Gene Ontology annotation, molecular function: protein binding. The transcript has 9 exons. Bases 303 to 1259 code for a protein of 318 amino acids. The record is from RefSeq and is a predicted model, not a curated record.
AGGAGGCACUACUAAUGGAUCUGUGAUGUGAACCCUCUUUUUAGUGUGGUGGCUGGAAGGCAGCACAAGGUGGAUCCGUACCCUGAAAUGGCAGUAAUUUGGAUGUGAAUUCAUCUUUCUUCUUGCAAGAAAGGAUUCUAAUAACUCAGUGUCAAAGCCAAGUCAUAGACUCAAUCUCUUCUCUUCUAAAAGAGCUCCUGCUGGGCCGCCCUGGUUCUCCCGGACCAGCCUCCGGGCCUCCUGCAGCCGGAGUGCAGCUCAGCGCUGAUCAUCUGCACUGCGGAUCGGCUUCGCGUUACAACAUGGAAGCCAUCGCCAAGUUUGAUUUCACCGCCUCGGGCGAAGAUGAACUGAGUUUUCACACCGGAGAUAUCCUGAAGAUCUUAAGUAACCAGGAGGAGUGGUUCAAGGCAGAGCUUGGAAGCCAAGAAGGAUACGUGCCUAAGAAUUUUAUUGACAUCCAGUUUCCUGAGUGGUUUCACGAAGGCCUCUCGCGGCACCAGGCAGAGAACUUGCUCAUGGGCAAGGAGGUUGGCUUCUUCAUCAUUCGGGCCAGCCAGAGCUCCCCCGGGGACUUCUCCAUUUCUGUCAGGCACGAGGAUGAUGUUCAGCACUUCAAGGUCAUGCGAGACAACAAGGGUAAUUACUUCCUAUGGACAGAGAAGUUUCCAUCCCUGAAUAAGCUGGUGGACUACUACAGGACGACUUCCAUCUCCAAACAGAAGCAGAUCUUCCUGCGGGACAGAACGCGAGAGGACCCGGGUCGCAGGAGCAACAGCCUGGACCAGAGGGCCCAGGGAAGCCCACACCUCAGUGGGGCUGUGGGGGAAGAGAUGCGGCCUUUGAUGAACCGGAAGCUGUCGGAUCACCCGCCGCCCCCUCCCUCGCAGUACCCCCUAGUCCCGCCGCUGCAGCAGCAGCAGCAGCGGUACGCGCUGCAUCACCAUUUUCAUCAGGACCGCCGCGGAGGCAGCCUUGACAUAAACGACGGGCACUGCGGCAUAGGCCUGGGUGGCGAGAUGAGCGUGGCCCUCAUGCACCGCAGGCACACAGACCCGGUGCAGCUCCAGGUGGCUGGGCGAGUGCGGUGGGCCCGGGCGCUGUACGACUUCGAGGCCCUCGAGGAGGACGAACUGGGGUUCCGCUCCGGAGAGGUGAUCGAGGUCCUGGAUAGCUCCAACCUGUACUGGUGGACCGGCCGCCUGCACAACCAACUGGGCCUCUUCCCCGCCAACUACGUGGCACCCAUGAUCCGAUGAAUCCCUUCUGGAGGGGCCGGAGGCUUUGUCCGAAGCUGCCUGCACAGGCGCGAGCAAGGAAGACAACUACGUCCACACACACGUGUGCCCAUGUAUACACACAUUUUAUGACAGUAAUUUAUUGACAGUUUAGUUGGUUAAUUAGCUGAUGUGAAAGUAACGCAGGUGGAGGCUUAUAUUCAUACUUGUUUUUCUACUCCCCUCCGCGGGGUGCAGACGGUGGGGGGGACUGGGAGUGGGGGCAGGGAACCGAGAUUCCUCCUGUUCUAGAGACGGCACCACUCCCCCACCCCCCCACGCCGGUCCUGGGAGUCGUCACUGGGCAGCUCAUCAGAGGCCCCACCCCGGCGCUGGCUGCAGAGCAGCGGGGUGCGGCUGGACUUGGCAGGGCAUGUCUAGCUCACCUGGGAGCCCUGCUCCUCUGGAGGGUGUGCAGGGCCGCUCUGCCCCCGUUCUGCAAGGGCGAGCACUGCCGGGUGGAGAACGAGGGUGCAGCCCCACAAGUCUGAGCCUGAGCGGCCAGGGUGUGAGGGCAGGGCCGGAGCACAGGCACCCCGAGGCCGGGCAAGGCCAGGACCUGCGUCUCUUUCGAAAGACUCGCUCUUUGGCCGGUCCCCUUCCUGUGGCCGACACCCAGAAGUGGGGACACUGCGAGAAGCCGAGCACUGGGAAAUGGAGGGGUUUUUUUCACAAGUCUCCCGGUGGCCCACUUGGGUGUAACCUCCAGGUCCCCAGCUUCUGAGAAAGUGGCGUCCUAGAUCCUGGAAAGUGCCCGGAGGAGCCUCGGCCGAGAGAGCCAGGCGUCAGAGUCAGUGUUGUGUGGUUGCAGAGGUGCCUCCUUGGGGCUCUACAUGCUCUCCGUCCGGGUUCCCCGCGUCCGUCCGGAGCUGCUUUGCCCAGUGGCGCACAGAGAAGCCCGCUCCCCAGCAGCGCUCACUGGUGAUUGGCUGAUGGGUUGGUGGACCGUGACCCUGGGUGGGACCCGGCUUUCAGAUGAGCUUCUUGUUUCCCUGACCACUGGACCUCUUCUGGCACCUUCCCCGCCCAAGAGCUGCACCUGGGGAGAACAGCCCCAUGGCGAUCUGUCUGCCCUCAGCACCUCAAAACGGAACUGUGUUUCCCAGUGCUCAUCCUAGCCUGGCCAGGGACAAGGGGCACUGGAGAAGGAAGCUCAGCGUCAUGGGGGAGCUCGGGCGCACGCAUCUGCACCGAGGACACCUAGAAGGUGGGGGGAGGGGGAGAAAGAGAGAGAGAGAGUUCUGAGACGUGAAAGGAGAGGUUGGGGCCAGAGUGUCAGUGAGGGGGCCUGUGGGGUGAAGGGGGGUCUGUUCCUUCCGCCCCAGCCCUUCCUGCUCUAGGGAGGGACGGGGGCAGCCACCAUCAAAGGUGAGGAUGUAAGAAAAAGAGUUUGCAACUCAGAAGUAACUGUCAGUGUAACGUAGGCUGCGUCUCUCUGGCUCCGAGUUCUAAGAUUCUCUGAUCCCCGUGUCACCUUCGGAGAAAAACAGGAAGAGAAGGGACUCCGUGGUGAGACCGAGGAAGGGAGAGACAAGAGCCGGAGAGAGGAGGGGAAGCCGAGUGUGAGCGAGGGUCGUCUAGCAGCCAGAGGACAUUUCAAAAGAGGAAGGAGCGGCGAGAGAGGCGCAGAGGGAGGAAGGGAGCCAGAGGCUAAGUGGGCAGGCGAGGGGGCGCCGGAGUCUCAGGCAGAGGCACCGGGAGGGGCGCAGAGGCAGGUGGGGAGGAGGACCUGGAGCAGAGAGACGGACACCAGCGGGUCGGGGGCAGCGUCGCCACGGGAAUGAGGACCAGAGAACAAAGGCAAAGGAGGCUGAAUCGGGCGUUUGGCGCUGGGUGUUGCGAACGUGGUACGGUAAAUGAAAGCCAGCGUGAAUGCUUGAUUUACAUGGUAUUUAAACCAUGUGCUGUAAACAGCCCACCAGCUCGAUCCAUUUGUCCGAGUGCGUGGGAGGAUCGGCCCCAGUGAGGGCAGAGUGAAAUGACUUGGUUCUGGCCUGGAUUCCAUGCCUUGAAUCACUUCUCAAGGAAGCAGUAACAAAACAAGGGCCCUUGUUGUGGGGCUGUGCCUGGCGCCUGGUGGCACGCCCCCCAGGAGGGGCAGGGUCCGGGGUCUGCAGAGGCUGGCCACACAGUGUGGGCGGGGCUUUCGGGACCCCCGACUGGGCCCUCUGUCCCACCUGAGGCCACCGCGGGAACAGUUUUCACUGAGGGGGGAAAAGAGCCUGCUCAUCGCGUGGCUCAGUGCAGAAGGAGGCAGAUGUCACCCUGAUCGCCCAGAGAACAAGGGCCCUUAGGGACCAAGCUAAGAGGACAGGGACCAAACCGUCCAUGCUGGGGGAGGGGCAGCUGGCUCUGCGUGGCCUCUGGUGCUGUCCGCGGGGGCACCUGCACGGCGCUGCCCACCUGACAGCAUCCCCGCACCAGGGGCUCACCCACCCAGCGUCGCUCGCCAGGCACACGGCCAGGAAACAGCACACUGCCUCUGAAUUCGGCAGAAAUGCCCCGUGUGACUUGGGAGCAGGGAACUUCCAGAGAAAACCCAGUUCCUGUUGGACCAGUUCGGUUUCCCUCCCUGCUUGCCGAGGCUCGCUGCUCGCUGCAUUUCUAAGAUCUGGCACUGCCCUGCCCGCCCGCUUCUCGGCGGCCCCGGGGCCGUCUGAGGCCAGGGCGCUUCUCAAAAUAAGUGUGCCCGUGAGUGGUCUGCGGAGCGUGUUAGCACGCGCGUCCUGAUUCGGGUCUGCGCUUCCACCCGUCUCCAAAGUUAGGUUCCUGCGUCCAGGACCAUACUUUGGGCAGCAAGGGCAAAGAACUUGACAGCAAGCAAGCCGCAAAAAUUAAAUUGGAUCCCUUUUCUGGGGCACCUCUCUUUGUUGCUAACGAAUGGGUGGCUGUGGCUGUGGGGGAGACGGACGUGAUUCAGAACCGUCAUUAUGAUGUCACAUCUGCCCAGGUGCCUUAUUCUUUUAGCAUCACCCUCUCCAUCAGGAGUCAGGAAACUGUAGGGUGAGAGGCAUUCAGGUGAAGUAGAAACCGGGAUUUCCUACUAGUAAUUAUUUUAAACGUGAGCAGAGGUUGCGAAAGCUUUCUCAGGAAAUCUGUAAACACAGAGUCGAUUCCCGUCAGGCGUGGGCUUGCCAGGAGACGGGGUGGCUCGUGUGACGUCAUCAGGCCUGCGCUGGCCCAGAGCAGGACAGACGGCGGGGGGUGGGGGAGGUGGAGACGGGUCGGCCGGGUGAGGACAUCUGCUGUUCGUCUCGUCUAAAGCCAGCACCUCAGCCUCUCCACAGCCGGGCAAGGGCACGGGGGAAGCACAGUGUCAAUUCUUCCGAGUCCUGAUCCAGCUCCUCCACUUCUGGCCGUCACCGCGGCCAUGCCAGUGCCAGCGCCGGCUGUCUCCCCGGCACCUGCAUUAGCCUCCACUUUCCUCCCUGCGUGCCCGCCUGUCCCCACUCCUUUCUGCACACCGAUGCCGGAGCGAUCUUCGGCACACAGAAAUCUGAUCGCAUCACUCCCCUGCCCGGCGCACUUGAGUUGAAAUGCCAAGUCCCAGCGUGGCCCUGUGAGGUCUGGCCUGUGCCUCCCUCUCCAGCCCCCUCCUGUGCCCCUGCCCCACUGGCUGUCUCUCCGCCUCCGGAUGGCCCAGGGCUUGUCCCCAAGUCCUUCGCACCUGCUGUCCCUUCCUCCUGGAAUGCACACCCCCUGUCCUUCACCUGGCUAACUUCCAUGCGUCUCCAGGGCUUGGUUUAAAUGUCACUCUCUCAAAUUGUUCUUUUCUGACCCCUGACCUGAAGUGACCCUUCCCAUUAGACCGUCUCGUGGGGGUGGCGGUGCCGGGCUGAUGUGGAGGACCACCAGACUGUACGCCCGCUGGGGGCAGGGCCCAUCUGUUCCGUCCCCUGCCGUGUGCCCCGCGUCCAGCACUGUGCAUGGCAGGCAGAGGCUCAAUAAAGGAACGAACGAGUGAAACCCG